AUGGCGGAACAAGGCUUCCCCUUCGCUUCUUAUGUGGCGAUCAUUCACCGCCCUCUCCUCCACUAUAAAUACUAUACAUCCAUCAUCACUUCACCAAAACACCACCAGUUGCCCAUCCCAAUACUCACCACCAUGGCAAAGUCUAGCACUUUCCUUCUCUGCCUUUCACUCUGCCUUUUCGCAAUUCUCUCCCACACUUGUGAGGGUAGGCAGCAAUGGCAGCAGCAGGGAAACGAGUGCCAGCUCGACAGGAUCAACGCAAUCGAGCCGGACAACCGCAUCCAGAGCGAAGCCGGUACCAUCGAGACCUGGAAUCCAAGCCGUGAGCAGUUCCAGUGCGCUGGAGUGGCCAUUGUGAGGCGCACGAUCGAGCCCAACGGCCUCCUCUUGCCUUCCUACAGCAACACUCCUCAGCUCGUCUACAUCGUUCAAGGAAGGGGCCACACUGGAAUCAUGUUCCCAGGAUGCCCCGAGACGUUCGAGGAACCCCAGCAGGGAGGGCAACAACAGUUCCAAACCGGCGGCAGCGCCCAAGAUCAGCACCAGAAGAUCCGCACCUUCCGAGAAGGUGACAUCAUCGCCAUCCCUGCCGGCGUGGCCCACUGGUGCCACAACGACGGCAACGAACCUGUCAUCGCUGUCACCGUCCACGACACUUCCAGCCACCUCAACCAGCUCGACAACAACCCCAGGAACUUCUACCUGGCCGGGAACCCUGAAGACGAGUUCCAGCAAUCGCAGCAAGGCGGAAGGCUGAGCCGCGGCCAGGACGAGAGGCGGAAGAGGCGCCAAGGAGGCUCCACCACCUGCAACAACCUCUUCUGCGGAAUGGACUCCAGCUUCAUCGCCGAGGCUUUCAACAUCGACGAGAACCUGGCGAGGAAGCUCCAGGGCGAGAACGACAACCGAGGCAGCAUCAUCCGAAUCGAAGGGCAGCUGGAGUUCGUGAGACCUCCGAGGAGGGCUCAGGAGGAGAGGCAGGAGCAGGGCGGCGGCCGCUACCAGCUUGCCAACGGCGUGGAAGAGACCUUCUGCUCGAUGAGGCUGAAGGAGAACAUCGGCGAUCCAUCGCGCGCCGACAUCUUCACCCCUGAAGCCGGGCGCAUCACCACCGUCAACAGCCACAACCUCCCCGUCCUCCGCUGGAUCCAGAUGAGCGCCGAGAGGGGCGUCCUUUACAACGAAGCCAUGCGGCUGCCGCACUGGAACCUGAACGCGCACAGCAUAAUCUACGCCAUCCGAGGGCAGGCCAGAGUCCAGAUCGUGAACGAGAACGGGAACUCGGUGUUCGACGGCGAGCUGCGGGAAGGGCAGGUGCUGACGGUGCCCCAGAACUUCGCGGUGGUGAAGCGCUGCGAGAGCGACAGGUUCGAGUGGGUGUCGUUCAAGACCAACGACAACGCCAUGGUGAACUCGAUCGCCGGGCGGACCUCGGCCAUCAGGGCCAUCCCUGCCGACGUUCUGGCGAACGCUUGGAGGGUGUCGCCGGAGGAAGCGAGGAGGCUCAAGUUCAACCGCCAGGAGACUCACUUGGCCAGCUCCAGGUCCCAGUCCAAGGGGUGGACGGGGAGGAAUGUGGUCAAGGAGUUGGUCAAGGACCUCCUCAUGUAAUGUAAGCUUUCAGAGCUUGCCCUGCAGCUGCAGUGCAGAGAGAGAUGAAGGAAUAAAACAAUAAUCAAUAAUAAAGUAAUAAUAAUAAUGAUCUAAAGCCAGGCCACAACUAGCAGAGUGGAGACUGGAGUGGAGAGUGAAUGUAAUAUAUAUCUAGGGCUAGGCUAGGGCCUACUUGUAUGAGCCAUGUCGAUCUGGCGCUAAUUUUGUAUCUUAUUUUGAAUAAUGGAUAUGCGCUGAGCUUAAAUUA
This is a messenger RNA of Linum tenue, 1861 nucleotides long. The record is from the annotation of a GenBank genome assembly. Lineage: Eukaryota; Viridiplantae; Streptophyta; Magnoliopsida; Malpighiales; Linaceae.